AUGACUGCCGCCAGAACCUCUGAGCAUUCAACGCAACAAGCCAAACGAACGAGUAUUGCAGUCCGACAGUAUCGCCCCGAAGAUCAUGCCACCGUCACAAAGAUUUUCGUCGAGGGUUUGAUGGCGUUCGACGACAAUCCGGACUUCCGCUACUUGUGGGAGGAGCGUCUGCGCAAGGAUUUAACGCACGACUUUGCGGAUAUCGAAGCCAGUCAUAUGGCUCUGGGUGGCAACUUCUGGGUGGCGACAGCGACACAGGACGAAUCAACCAAGAUCGUUGGGAUCAUCGGGUUGCAACGCAGAUCUGAGAACGUGGGCGACGUUCGCCGUUUAUUUGUCGACUCGAAUUGUCAACGCAUGGGAGUUGGAAGGAAGCUCAUGGCUGAACUUGAAAGCUGGGCGAAGCAGACUGGGAUCAAAAGCUUGUUCUUGACGACGGUGUUGCUUAAGCCGAAGACGGGAAAUUGUGGAAUGACAUGUAUUGAAUAG
Molecule: messenger RNA, 489 nt
Organism: Phytophthora nicotianae INRA-310
Lineage: Eukaryota; Oomycota; Peronosporomycetes; Peronosporales; Peronosporaceae
Exons: 1
Coding region: 1-489 (162 amino acids)
Molecular function (GO): N-acetyltransferase activity
Source: RefSeq, a predicted model, not a curated record